Pediculus humanus corporis (human body louse) is the source of this 435-nucleotide messenger RNA. RefSeq lists its product as uncharacterized. The record is from RefSeq and is a predicted model, not a curated record. The transcript is spliced from 2 exons. NCBI's taxonomy places the organism in Eukaryota, Metazoa, Arthropoda, Insecta, Psocodea, Pediculidae. Bases 1 to 435 code for a protein of 144 amino acids.
AUGAUUAUAGAAAAUUAUUGUCAAAUUGUAAAAGAAAAUUUCCAGCCAUCGGGAAAAAUUGAAAAAAUAUUAUUCGAUGAUAAAGGAACAAGCAAUAGCAAUUCAAUUUUGUUAGGAUCACAAUAUUCGAAUUUAGUCUUGAGUAAACCAUGUUAUCAAAAAUUAAUACAAGAUUAUGAUUUAAAUACUUUGGAUAAUCCAUUGAAUCAUUUAACAAUUGAUGGAGUUUCAAAAAUAAUAGUCAAAGGUGGUAAAAGAGAUGUUAAAGUUCCUUUUCUCAGCGUACUCGUUUCAUCGAUAUCAGAAAAACAAAAAGGUACAUUAAAAUUAAUGGAUCCCACAUCGGUUGUUAAUGCUGUUAUUCAAAGAGAUUUUUGGGAAGAAAUAAAAGGAGAUGUUAAAGUGAAUUCAGCAUUUGCAUUAACUCAGGUAUGA